AUGGCAACCACAGUCGAUGCAAUCGACCCCCUAAAGUUGGCGGCUCAGCUGUUCAGGGACCAGCCCGCCGGGUUCCCGUUCGAAGGCUUUGACGUGGAGGAGCUCAUCCUGCCCGAUGGCGACGACAUGGACAUCCGCAGCGACGAGGACGAGAGCGAGGAGGAGGAGCUGGAGACGGCCAGCGGGUUUGGCAGCGUGAUCGUGGUGGACAACCUGCCGUCAGUGCCGGAGGAGAAGUACGAGAAGCUGGUCAACGUGCUGAAGAAGAUCUAUGGGCAGAUCGGCAACAUCCGCGACGGCGGUGUGUACAUGCCCAAGGAUGCCAACAAGGUGUCCAAGGGCUACGCCUUUAUCGAGUUCAGCCACCCCAUGGAGGCGCAGGCGGCGCGCGCCCAGACCGCGGGCUACCAGCUGGACAAGAACCACCGCUUCAACGUGACGCUGUUUGACGACUUUGAGCGCUACGCGCGCGUGCCCGACGAGUACGUGGCGCCGGAGGACAAGGCCUUCGCGCCGCAGGCGCGUGGUGCUUGA
Monoraphidium neglectum is the source of this 534-nucleotide messenger RNA. Its product is annotated as Eukaryotic translation initiation factor 3 subunit B. Gene Ontology annotation, biological process: translational initiation. The coding region runs from base 1 to 534 and encodes 177 amino acids. NCBI's taxonomy places the organism in Eukaryota, Viridiplantae, Chlorophyta, Chlorophyceae, Sphaeropleales, Selenastraceae. The transcript has 5 exons. Gene Ontology annotation, cellular component: eukaryotic translation initiation factor 3 complex. Gene Ontology annotation, molecular function: translation initiation factor activity; RNA binding; translation initiation factor binding. The record is from RefSeq and is a predicted model, not a curated record.